This is a messenger RNA of Cajanus cajan (pigeon pea), 1403 nucleotides long. RefSeq names its product aspartic proteinase CDR1. The record is from RefSeq and is a predicted model, not a curated record. Lineage: Eukaryota; Viridiplantae; Streptophyta; Magnoliopsida; Fabales; Fabaceae. Gene Ontology annotation, cellular component: extracellular region.
UUCAACCCAAAACAUGACUACUUAUGUUAAUGUUAUCUUUGUUUUCUUAACACUCACAUUAUCAAUCCUUUGUUUUUGUGGUUUAGUCCUCACAGAUGAGGGACUCAAAGGUGGCUUCAGUGUGGAACUCAUUCACAGAAACUCUCCACAGUCACCAUUCUACGACCCCACCGAAACCCCUUUUCAGCAACUUCACAAUGCUUUUCACCGCUCCAUUAACCGUGUGAACAAUUUCUACCCCAAAUCCAAAGCUUCCCAAAUGACACCACUGUCUGAGAUAAUCGCCAACAGUGGUGCUUACCUUAUGAGGUACUCGAUCGGAACGCCACCGUUUGAAGUGAUGGGGUUUGUUGACACGGGUAGUGACCUUGUUUGGUUACAAUGCAACCCUUGCAAAGGGUGUUCCAACCAAACCACCCCAUUUUUCGACCCUUCCAAAUCCUCAACAUACAAACCCAUCUCUUGCGAUUCUAAGGAGUGUAAAUCAUUGUUAACAUUGGAGGAAAACUCGUGCCACUCCAGGAAUGAUACCAAUUGCAGGUACGGUAUCUUAUACGAUGAUGGCUCAUCUUCAAAAGGAAAUCUAGCAUUUGAAACACUCACGUUCAGCUCUACUACAGGUUCCUCUGUUGCAUUUCCCAAGCUUCCCAUUGGUUGUGACCAAGCUCGUAAAUUUCACUCUAAUAUGUUUGGUGUAGUUGGGCUAGGAAAGGGUGGUAAUUCCCUUAUCACACAAAUGGGUCCUUCAAUUGAUUUCAAAUUCUCCUAUUGCUUACCAUAUUUUAAAUCAAAAGGCACAAGUAAAUUAAAUUUUGGAAUAAAUGCUGUGGUGGCUGGUCCUGGAACAGUUUCUACUCCAUUGAAACCAGGUCCAUCAGAUGUUCUUUAUUUCCUUCAAUUGGAGGGAAUGAGUGUUGGGUCCAAACGAAUAGAGUUUGUAGAUAAUUCAACCUCAUAUGAUGCAUACGGUAACACGUUAAUCGACUCAGGAACAACAUUGACCUUUAUGGAAGACAAUUUUUACGCCAAAUUGGAGCCAGAAGUGAUGGCACAAAUCAAACUAGAACGUGUUCAAAGCCCAGAAAAAACUUUCAGCCUUUGUUACAAGUCUCCAACAAAUAAUGAAACUGGGGUUCCAUUUAUCACAGUACAUUUUGCUGGUGCGGACGUUGUGUUGAAUCCUUCUAGCACUUUUAUUGAAGCUAAAGAUAAUGUAAUAUGCUUUACUAUUGUGCCUGUGCCACCACCCGGUAGCAUCUUUGGAAACUUAGCGCAGAUGAACUAUUUGAUUGGAUAUGAUUUGGUGAAGAAGACUGUGUCCUUUAAGCCCACUGAUUGCACCAAGAUGUAAUAUCGUUAUGUAUUGCUUGUUUUUGAAUUAUGAGCUAAAUUAACUAUAUUUA